Messenger RNA from Prunus armeniaca (apricot), 3342 nucleotides. The record is from the annotation of a GenBank genome assembly. NCBI's taxonomy places the organism in Eukaryota, Viridiplantae, Streptophyta, Magnoliopsida, Rosales, Rosaceae.
AUGUUGAAUAUGGGAAAACUUCAUGGGGACAAAGGUGGUCUUGGAUUUAAUCACUUUGGUUCUAGUUUGUCUAGUUCUACCACUAAGUUUGUCAAAUCAGAAAAUCCAGUCACGAUUCCUCUUGAUGUUCAGCAGGUUGUCAAGAAACCUAAGUUUGUUCCAACUUGUCACAGGUGUGGGUUGACUGGUCAUAUUCGACCAGUCUGUCAUAUGUAUAGCAAAGAUAAGACCAGAAAAUUGUCUCCAAAAUCUAAAAGAAAUUCCAGAUCUUUGCAAGAUCAAGUUGAUCAUUUGCUGAAUGAGGUCACUAAGAUAGCCAAACUUGUCUCCCUCAAAAUGAGUUCUCCUAUUGUGCCUAAGUCUACUUGGAUUGCAAGAGGUCAUACCAAAUCUCUUGUUGUGCUAAAUGCUUUUGCUGCUUCAAAUAUCAACUCUUGCCCCUUUGAUGGAGGCACUGUGACUUUUGGUGGAGGUCAUAGAUCUCAAGUUGUUGGAAAAGGUACUGUUUGUAUCCCUGGUCUGCCCGAGCUUAAGAAUGUUAGAUUUGUUGAGGGUCUCACAUCCAAUCUCAUUAGUGUGAGUCAGCUGUGUGAUGAUGGAAUAGUAGAAGUCAGAUUCUCCAAGCAUGGCUGCAAAAUCAUUGGAAAAGGUGGAAAUGAGAUUGUGAGCGUGGCAAGGUCUAGGGACAAUUGUUUCUGCAUUGAUGGUGUCAACGAUGCAAAAGAAAUAGUUUGCAACAAGGUUGUAAAUGAAACAAGUAUUUUGUGGCAUCAAAGGCUUGGACAUGUUAAUUUUAGAGACUUGCAUAAGUUGUCCAAGAGAGAGCUAGUAAGUGGCUUACCAAAGCUGGAAAAAUCUGAUGAGCAUGUUUGUGAAGGAUGUCAAUUAGGCAAACAGUCAGAGUGUCACACAAAAAGGUUUACUUGGGUCUCAUUUCUACGUGAGAAAUCUGAAACUUUUCAAAGGUUUAAGUCUGUUUGUCAUCUUUUGCAAAAAGAGAAGAUGACUAGUCAUCUGCCUCUUGUUAGAAUUAGAACAGACCAUGGCUCUGAAUUUGAGAAUUCUCAGUUUCUGAAAUUUUGCGAAGAGAUGGGAAUUAAACAUGAGUUCUCUGCACCUAUUACACCUCAGCAAAAUGGUGUUGUGGAGAGAAAGAAUAGAGUGCUUGUAGAGAUGGCAAGGGUGAUGCUAAAUAGCAAAAAUCUUGCUAAACACUUUUGGGCUGAAGCUGUCAAUACAGCUUGUUACAUCUCAAACAGGGUAUUUGUGAGGUCUGGUACCAAACAAACUCCCUAUGAGAUUUGGAAAGGAAAGAAGCCUAAUGUGUCAUAUUUUAAGGUCUUUGGUAGCACAUGCUAUAUUUUGAGAGAUAGGGAGCAUCUUGCUAAGUUUGAUUCUAAGUGUGAUAAGGGAAUCUUUCUAGGAUAUUCCACUUCUAGCCGAGCCUAUAGAGUGUACAAUUGUAGGUCCAGAACCAUCAUUGAAUCCAUAAAUGUCACUAUUGAUGAUUUUGCUGCCUCUAUAGAGAUGGCAUUAGAUGAGGAUGGUCUUUUUCCUCCUCCUCCACUUGUGCAAGAAUCUCCAGGUCUGGAUCUUGUGGUUGACCUGUCAACUUUUGAAAAUUCUGUCCCGGUUGACCUGUCAACCCCUUCAACUUCUAGUUCCAUCUCCUCUGUCCAGGCUGACAGCUCUCAUACUGAUCAUAGUUCUCUCACUCCAUCUGCGAGUGUCAUUAUUGGCCCUCUUAAUCAAGGAGUGAGAACUAGGAAACAACUUGCUCAAGAAAUUAGCCAUGUGUGUUAUGUUUCCAAGGAAGAGCCUAGAAAUGUGAAAGAAGCCUUGCACCAUGGUGAAUGGUUUCUUGCAAUGCAGGAAGAAUUAAAUCAAUUUGUGAGAAAUGAUGUUUGGUACCUUGUUCCAAGACCAGUCCACACUAAUGUCAUAGGCACUAAGUGGAUUUUCAAGAAUAAAACCGAUGAACAAGGAAAUGUGGUGAGAAAUAAGGCUAGAUUGGUUGCUCAAGGAUACACUCAAAUGGAAGGCAUUGACUUUGAUGAAACUUUUGCCCCUGUUGCACGAUUAGAAUCAGUUAGAUUGCUUCUUGCCAUUGUUUGUCAUUUGAAAUUUAAACUUUAUCAAAUGGAUGUCAAAACUGCCUUUUUAAAUGGUGUCCUAAAUGAAGAGGUCUAUGUUGAGCAGCCAAAGGGUUUUGAAGAUCCACAUCAUCCAAAUGAUGUGUUUCGUUUAAAAAAGGCUCUCUAUGGUUUAAAACAAGCUCCUAGAGCAUGGUAUGAGAGGUUAUCCUCUCAUCUUCUAGGAAAUGGGUAUGUUCGAGGGUCCGUUGAUAAAACAUUGUUUGUGAAAAGGUUUAAAAAGGAUGUCUUGAUUGCUCAAGUGUAUGUUGAUGAUAUUGUGGUUGGUUCUACAUCUGAUUUGCAUGUUCAAGAUUUUAUUCAUGUCAUGACUAGUGAAUUUGAAAUGAGUCUUGUCGGUGAGCUUAAUUAUUUCUUAGGUCUCCAAAUUAAACAGAGCCAUGAUGGGAUCUUUGUAUCCCAAUCUAAAUAUGCAAAAAAUCUUGUGACAAAAUUUGGUUUGGAAGGAGCCAAAUCUGCAAGAACUCCAAUGAGCACUAGUGCUAAGAUUCAUAGAGACUUGCAUGGCAAAAGUGUGGAUCAAACUCUCUAUAGAAGCAUGAUAGGAAGUCUUCUCUACUUGACUGCUAGUAGACCUGACAUUUCUUUUAGUGUUGGUGUAUGUGCUCGGUUUCAAAGUGACCCAAAAGAGUCUCACUUGUUUGCUGUUAAGAGAAUUAUAAAAUAUGUGAGUGGGACUAGUGAAUUUGGGUUGUGGUAUACCUAUGACACUUGUGUCAAUCUUGUUGGGUAUAGUGAUGCCGAUUGGGCAGGUUGUAGUGAUGAUAGGAAAAGCACUUCCGGGGGGGUUUUCUAUGUAGGCAACAAUCUUGUUGCUUGGCAUAGCAAAAAACAGAAUUCUGUCUCCUUAUCCACUGCUGAAGCAGAGUAUGUUGCCGCUGGGAGUUGUUGUACUCAACUCCUUUGGAUGCGACAAAUGUUGGAAGACUAUGGUCUUGCUCAAUCAUGUUUUCUAAUCUAUUGUGACAACAUGAGUGCCAUAGAUAUUUCAAAAAAUCCUGUUCAACACUCUAGGACUAAGCAUAUCGACAUUCGGCACCAUUUUAUUAGAGACCUUGUGGAAGACAAAAUUUUAACUUUGGAAUUUGUUCCCUCUGAAAAACAGCUAGCAGAUAUACUCACCAAGGCCUUGGAUUUUCAGAAACAUGGUACACUAAGGCAAUCCAUUGGCCUUUGUUCCAUUGAUUGA